Molecule: messenger RNA, 1557 nt
Organism: Psilocybe cubensis
Lineage: Eukaryota; Fungi; Basidiomycota; Agaricomycetes; Agaricales; Agrocybaceae
Exons: 8
Coding region: 1-1557 (518 amino acids)
Molecular function (GO): protein binding
Source: RefSeq, a predicted model, not a curated record
AUGACCACAAAUCCAUCUCACAUUCUGAUUGCCCGCAACUCUCGCGGACUCAAUAAUCCUUCUGCCUCUCUGAGCUCACCAACUGAGACACAUGCUGCCGCUUCUGGAGUUUUCAGAUCUUCAGGUUCUCCGCCGUGGCUAUAUGAGGAAUACGAAACUGAUGAGAUUGAGUCCGAGCUCAGUGCAGACGAGGACGAGGGGGCCGUUCCCAUUGAGAUCCAUGAAACAUUCACCAAGAACUGUAGAUUCCCGGGAACUGUGAAAAUUGUUGUUGAGAGUACAACGUUCUGGGCACACAAGGAGAUCCUUUAUUUUGCCUCUCCUUUUUUUGAAGCCGCUUUGAGUGGAAAUUGGGCGGAAACAGGGCGUCCUACGUCUAUGUCUUCUAUUGCCACUAUUUCUCAGUCGCGCCUCCGGAAGGGAGGAAGCAUACCUCGCCGUACUUCUGUUGGGAUUUCCACAGACCCAGACAAUGAUACUAGUUCAGCAGCGGAUACGUCAUCAGAAUUCGAUGAAAUGGAUGUUAUACCUGAAUUCGAUUCGUCCAAGAAUGACUCGGAACAACGAGACCAAGAUAUCUCCGAAUCUGAAAAGGCCAGGCAGCGAGAGGACAGUCUGUGGUCUCUUCAGGGUUCAGGAAAGUCUCGUUCUCUCCGAACUACUUCUUCAUCAUCUUCCACGCAAGCCCGAAUAGACUCUGCAAGUAGAUCCAUUACAGGAGCUCAGGCAAUCGUUCACUGUAAUCCUAGGAAUGGCCCAGAAGCCGAGAUCGUGCUUAAGGAAGAGAAGGCAAGCAUAUUCCACGAUUUUCUCAAAUAUAGUUAUCCACAAAUGGAAUGCACAAUUACUUGGAAUAAUGUUGCUGGCCUGAUGAACAUCUCUCAUAAAUUCUCUGUCCCCUCAUUACAAAGCGAAUGCCUUACGUUUCUCCUUACACAUGCAGCGGGAAAGCCUUUAAAGGCGAUGCGUAUCGCUGAGAUUUUUCAAGAAGAGGAGCUUUACCGUGAAGCUAGUCGUUUUGUACUCGAUAAUCCAGGAGAUAUGAACAAUCCGGAAAUGAACAUACUCAGUAAAGAAACCCUACUGAAAUUGGAAAAGCGACGUAGCUGGUUUUUAGAGCGUGUACUUAAGCUGGGCAUAACGAUGGUUGCAAAGGAGUAUCAAUGUUGCCCAACCUGUCCAGACUCUGCAGUGUGUGCAAAGCUUUUGGAAGAGAAGUGGCGGCAAGCCUAUAACGCUGUUAACCGUUUUGGAAAUCCACAACCAUCGAUGGCAUUUCGUUAUCUACGGAUGUUAGAAGGCAUCAACCCACCUUUGGCCUUAACUCACACAGCCUGUCAAGCCAGUGCCAAAGCAUUCGUUGCUACUUUAUUCGAUAGAAUGUUUUCUCUUGGCGUUCGUGGUGCAGGGACUGAUGCUGUUCCUCUGGGUGGCAGGGUUGCUGUUGCCGCUGCAUCGGCAACAGUUAACGGGCCUCGCCGGCACUUCCUAUACUGUACAUUAAAGCAGGAGCCCAGUCAAGGCCACAAGAAGGGCAAAUCUAGGGAUCUACUAUGA